Molecule: messenger RNA, 1235 nt
Organism: Didymella exigua CBS 183.55
Lineage: Eukaryota; Fungi; Ascomycota; Dothideomycetes; Pleosporales; Didymellaceae
Exons: 1
Coding region: 48-938 (296 amino acids)
Source: RefSeq, a predicted model, not a curated record
UUUUCUCUAAUUUCUCAGCUGGCUUCCUCACACUUGAAAAGAUCGCAAUGUCAAGAACUACACCGCGCACACGAGUCGCAUAUGUUCGCACCUCUUCGACGCUGCCGUCUAUCUAUGGAAAUCACCAGAAGACACGAGACGAUCACGAGAGGUUCCUUCACAGAUACGUCCGACAGUCGCAAUCACUUGGCAUAAAUGUCGAUACGCCUCGCCAUUGCUUCCAUUUCACUAUAUUCACCAAAGACGACCGGCACAUCCUCGACAUGCUCCUCGACAACUUUCCUACACCAGCUCAGCCACCAUCCGAUCAACGUCGUUCUUUCAUGUGGGGCGUUACCGCAUCCGAUAUCCAUCUUCACACAUCAUCAGCCUACGCCGAAUCCGCGGACGGUCGCAAAGCCCUCCAACAGUGUCGUGACUCGGGCUUCUCGCCAACAAUCCACGGCUCCUCAGACACUGACUGUGACGACCGACUACUCGACCUCUGCGACUACGUCAUUGACAUAAACUACCUCAACGACCUGAGCGGCCUUGACUGGUUCUGGAACUACGCCCGCCCUGGAAAACCUGAAGACAACAUGCUCUCGAACCCCAAGUACCAGCUCAGCAAACACGAUAUCAGCCGGCGAGGGCUCGCAGGCCGCACGAAAUUUUCGAUCUGGGGUCAAAAUUCGGGUUGCUUCCAUGGCAACUAUGAGUGGAGCUGCUAUGGGUGUGGCGGGAAGUGCAAGAGGGGGCGGUGUAAGGUGAAUCCCGGGCCGGAAAGGGAGGUGCCGGAAAGUUAUAAGCUGCCGGCGAAGGGGAGCGCUGAGUGGGGGGGGUUGACUGCCAACGCAGUCAUUCGAUUAUGGACACUGCAGCAUUGGCCUGAGGCGCCCGGGAAGUGGCAUAAGGGGAGGGAUGCGUGGAAGAGUAUCGAUACGUUUAGUGGCGAAUGAGAAGAUGGGAUUUGUUGUGUGUGAACGUUGGCCGGUUGUUGUUCUUGGUUACUGAGCUGACUUAGGGUGGGACGAGAAGAGUCCACACGAAGGUUGACCGCAAGUUGUACGGAAACAGUGGGCUGCAAGGGAUGCCAUGUGGGCGAGUAUACUGUUUCGGUAUUUGGGCGGAUGAAACCGUGAUGCCAUUUUCUGCCUGUACUAUCACUAUGUUCAGUGGGGAUUGAGAUGUAGAUCAUCGUGUAUGACUGCUAGCUAUGUUGUAGAAGGAAGCCACUGUUUUAAGUACAAGCUGUG